Messenger RNA from Triticum aestivum (bread wheat), 945 nucleotides. RefSeq lists its product as uncharacterized. Bases 349 to 813 code for a protein of 154 amino acids. The record is from RefSeq and is a predicted model, not a curated record. NCBI's taxonomy places the organism in Eukaryota, Viridiplantae, Streptophyta, Magnoliopsida, Poales, Poaceae. The transcript has 4 exons.
CACCGCCCUCCCCCAACCAAUCUUGCCCACACCGCAGAUGCCUCCUGCGCCCCCAAACGAUGGCGACAGGGACGCCGCCGCCCUAACACGCGCCUCCUUCCACCUCCCCCAGCUCGUCUUCCCGCCGACCACCGUGGUCGGGCUGCGGCGACCACCAGAGGUCCGCCGCCGGCAGGAGCUCCCUCCUUCUCCACUACGAGGCACCAGCAUAGGGGGACGACUCCUCCUUCCAUCCCUAGCCGCGGCGUCCAACCUCUAACGCCGCUUGAAACCCUAGCCCGAAUCCGGCAGAGGCACCUGAAGGAAGGGGCGGGCCAUGGAGAAGCUACAAGGUGUGGGCCUGAAGCCAUGGAUGGAUGUGUUUGGUAUGAGGAUAGCGGACGGCGAGGAGGCACCGAACCGAGCGGCGGGCAAGGACGAAGUGAAGCUGCGCGCACGGUCGUCCUAUCCCUCCUCCGCCUGCUGUUACUGGAAGCAAGCGCAGUACCAUCUCAUCUCAUCCACGAGAAGCUAUUUUUGGCUUACAUGAAGGGAUGCAUGCUCUUCAUCUUGCAGGACUCAGGGCAAUGGAUAAAAUCUAGAUGCCAAGUUGACUUUUUUCCUGCGGAUUUGCUUAUCGUGAAGAUGCACAAAGGUUUGAUAGCUCAAGCAUUGGAUGUUGGCAAAAUAGAAGUUCCUUCACCAAAGGAAGAAAGUAGUUCCACCGAUUCAGAAGCUAGUAGAGAUACUGAAAACUUUGACACUAGUGGCGAUGACGACAAUGAUCGUAAUCACAAGCACCGAAGACCAUUGCCAUGUUCUUGCAUACUAUAGUAUUAUCUCGAUCACAGCAUUGAAAUAGUAAGAUCUAUUACUUCACAUUUUCUGUAUCAUGAGAACCACGGCCGCGUUGUGCCAAUAUAUGUGUAGCCUUCAAAGGUGUCCUCUUAACUGUAGUUGCCGUUA